This is a messenger RNA of Rosa rugosa (rugosa rose), 2081 nucleotides long. RefSeq names its product pentatricopeptide repeat-containing protein At3g12770-like. The transcript has a single exon. The coding region runs from base 46 to 1917 and encodes 623 amino acids. The record is from RefSeq and is a predicted model, not a curated record. Gene Ontology annotation, molecular function: RNA binding; protein binding. Gene Ontology annotation, biological process: RNA modification. NCBI's taxonomy places the organism in Eukaryota, Viridiplantae, Streptophyta, Magnoliopsida, Rosales, Rosaceae.
AGUUGAAAUCCCCCGCGAAAUUCAAACUCUCUCCCCCGCUGCGUAAUGAGCCUCUCAGCUACACGCAAGAUAUUUACCCUCAAAACCUUACGAUAUUACACUUGUACCACUGCACACCACCAGCCUCCGAACAUCCUUCAGCUCUCAAUCACACACCGCUCUCUCCCACUCGCUCAACAAUCCCACGCGCGAGUCCUCACUCAUGGCCUCCGGCGAAACCCUUUCAUCGCCACCAAGCUCAUCUCCGCUUACGCUCUGUUCAACCACCCAACCAAGUCCAAACUCGUCUUCGACUCAAUUGAACCCAAGAAUGUGUAUCUUUGGAACUCGUUGAUUAAUGGAUGCGUCAAAACUCGCGUUUACAACGAAGCUUUCAAGUUGUUUGUCGAAAUGUUGUGUUGUUGUAACGCAUUGCCGGAUGAGUAUACGUUUUCGACAAUGGCGAAAGUUUCCGGCGAGGUUGGGGACUUGGUCGCCGGGAAAUGGGUUCAUGGGAAGAGUGUGAGAGUUGGGUUUGUUACGGAUACGGUUGUUGCGAAUUCCUUGAUGUCUAUGUAUUGUAAGUGUGGGGAGUUUGGGGAAUGUAGGAAGGUGUUUGAUGAAAUGCCGGAGAGAAAUGUGGGGUCUUGGAAUGUGUUGAUAGCAGGGUGUGGGUUUGAUAAUGGGAUGUUGGAAACUGCUAAGUGUAUGAUGAGGAGUGGGUUGAAGCCCGACGGGUUUACUGUUUCGAGUCUGUUGGGUGUGUGUGGAGCUGUGGAUGUUGGGAAAUUGGGGUACGGGAGGGAGCUUCAUUGUUAUAUUGUGAAGUAUGGAUUGGAUUUGGAUUUGGGUUCGGAUGUUCAUCUUGGGUGUUGUUUGGUUGAUAUGUAUUGUAGGAGUGGUAGAGUUGAUUUGGGGAGACGGGUGUUUGAGCGCAUGAAGUGGAGAAAUGUAUAUGCUUGGACAGCGAUGGUCAAUGGUUAUGUGCAGAAUGGAGCGUCUGAUGAAGGAUUGAUUCUUUUCCGGAAGAUGCAGGUGGAAGAUGGGGUAGAACCCAAUAGAGUGUCGCUUGUAAGUGUUCUCCCAGCUUGUAUUUCACAUGCUGGUUUAACGGGUGGGAAACAAAUUCAUGGGUUUGCUAUGAGGAAGGAGAUGAAUCAUGAUGUAUCUCUUUGCAAUGCUUUGAUCGAUAUGUAUUGCAAAUGUGGGAGCUUGGAUUUUGCAAGGCGAGUCUUUGAGGAUGACUCUUUUUGUAAGGAUGCAAUCUCUUGGAGUUCAAUGAUAUCAGGGUAUGGAUUACAUGGAAGGGGUGAGGAAGCCAUUGUUUUGUAUAAUAAGAUGCUUCAGCUUGGAAUCAAACCGGACAUGAUAACCAUAGUAGGGGUUCUUUCAGCUUGUGGCAGGUCAGGAUUGGUAAAUGAAGGCCUUUCAGUCUAUAGCUCUGCAACAACUGAGUACGGAAUUAAACCAACAGUGGAGAUAUGUGCUUGUGUGGUGGAUCUGUUAAGUCGAUCAGGAGAGCUUGAUCGAGCAUUAAAUUUCAUCAAAAUGAUGCCUGUAGAACCUGGUCCAAGUGUUUGGGGGGCUCUAGUUACUGCUUCUGUAUUGCAUGGGAACCGUGACAUGCAAGAUCUAGCUUAUAAGUUCCUCAUUCAACUAGAACCCGAAAACCCUUCAAAUUAUAUCUCAGCAUCAAAUUUUCAUGCUUCUUCUAGAAGAUGGGACGUUGUAGCUGAAACAAGAACAAUGAUGAAGGACAGAGGUUUGAAGAAGACACCUGGGUGCAGUUGGAUUAGCAUUACUGGUAAGACUCAUUCUUUCUAUGUUGCUGAUAAAGUACAUCCUUGCUGUGAUUCGAUCUAUGAGAUGCUUGACUACCUCAUUUUAGUAAUGAAGGGUGCCCCCGAUUCUCAUGACUUCGUAGAAUAUUCAGCCUAGAUGAUAGAUCACACACAUUAGUUAGGGAUAGCUCCUUUCGAUAAAUUAAUUCCUGCUAAGAUGCUUAACGUAUAUUCUUCUCAGGACAAAUGAAGUGUAUUUCUAUGAUGAUUUGAAUAAUACUUUCUCCGCCUUGAGAAAAUUUUUGCAUAUUACGCAAGAGA